Planococcus citri (citrus mealybug) is the source of this 2698-nucleotide messenger RNA. It is a transcript of the gene Pex5, whose product is annotated as peroxin 5. Lineage: Eukaryota; Metazoa; Arthropoda; Insecta; Hemiptera; Pseudococcidae. The record is from RefSeq and is a predicted model, not a curated record. Gene Ontology annotation, molecular function: protein binding. Bases 178 to 2145 code for a protein of 655 amino acids. Gene Ontology annotation, cellular component: peroxisomal membrane; cytosol. The transcript has 14 exons. Gene Ontology annotation, biological process: protein import into peroxisome matrix, docking.
CGUCACUUCAUCAGCAAUAAUUUGCAUCAUAAUCAGGACUUUUACAAUAAUUACGACUUGUUCGUAUUCAAAAAUAUUUAUAAUACUUUCGUGUUUUAAUUAUUCAUAAAUUAAAUUAAAAUCAUUCUAUUUUUAUUUACCUACCAGCCAUAACAAUCUCAGCAAUACAAAAACAGAAUGUCGUUCAGGAAUUUGGUGGAAGAUCAAUGCGGAACAGCUAAUUCGUUGGUUCAGUUAUCAAAUCAUUUUGUACAAGAUAGAGCAUUACAAGACCAAGGAAUAUUACACCCAUUUCAACAUGAAAACUUUCCAAAUGAAAAUGAGCAAACGCCUCAGCUUGUGGAAGGUUCGCAACCUUUUCGUAUGGAUUCAUUAUUAUCAGAAAUGAGAGAUUUAGAAAUGGCAGCGUUAACAAAAAGUGUUCCAUCGCCGGAACCGUACACAUCACUGAAUCCUGUCCAGCUGAGCGAGAAUGUUUCAGAUUGGGCCAAUCAAUAUAUCGAAUCUGGAAACAAAUUUGCCGAUGUCGAUGAUAAACCAUUUCAGUCGAGUAUAUGGAGUAAUGAUACACGAUCUGCGUCACUUGAACCGAUCGUAAAACCAGUCGAAACAAAUAAUUUCGACUUCAAUGCAAACUGGGCCCAAGAAUAUUUUAAAGAAUCACCCCCGUUUGCCGGUAUCCCGGAUGUUAUUACAAAUGUCCCGGCUUACCUACCUGCUGAAAUGUCUGAGCUUCAGUAUGUCGCUGGUCAAGUUGCUGAUUCGAUGAGUGACCAACGAUUUACUCAUUCUAAAUUUUUAAAGUUCAUGAAUCAAGUUAGCGAAGGGCAAGUGCAAAUCGAUAGAAACGAAGUGAUCGGUAGAAUCGCCGAUAACGAUGAAAGCGCAUUUAGCGAAUGGGCUAAUGUAUCCGGCGCUGAAAAAGCUACGAGUAACGUACCGAUGACCAACGAAAACGAACAAAAGUUCUCCGAAUGGGCCAAACCAUCUAAUCUGGCGCAUGAAAGUACAGCUCAGAAUACUAAAAAUGAGCCAGUUCAACGAGAAAAUGUUGAGAACGAGGAUUUAUAUUCGAAAGAAUUAUGGUCAAAAUUAACCGAACGAUGGGAACAAUUGAAUCUGGGUAAUCAAGAUCCCUGGGAUUCGGAAUUCAAUAAAUUCGUUGCCUCGUUGGAUACUUAUAACUUUGCCGAAGAGAAUCCCAUGGCAGAUAAAGUGAACGCGUUGGAAGAAGGUAAAAAGAAAGCAGCCGAGGGAGAUUUGUCGAGCGCAGUUCUUUGUUUCGAAGCUGCGGUACAACAAAACCCUGAAAGUGUCGAAGGAUGGCUUUUACUUGGUAGAACUCAGGCUGAAAAUGAACAAGACGAACAAGCCAUCGCUGCUUUGAAAAAAUGUCUAAAAUUAGACGCAGAAAAUUUGGAAGCUUUGAAAGAACUUGCUGUGUGUUAUACGAAUGAAAAUUAUCAGUACCAAGCUUGUUAUACGUUAAAGGAAUGGCUAGCUAACAACGAAAAAUAUAAAGAUAUUGCUGCUGAACACAUGGAAAAGUCUAAAGAUCCUGCUGCCGUUACAUCUAUUCUAUCGAUGAAAUUUUUCAACGAAGUUUUGAAUUUAUAUCUACAAGCUGUACAGCGAUUUCCGUCUCCUGAAGAUGCAGACGCCGAUGUGCAGAAUGGAUUAGGUGUGCUUUUGACGUUAAUCAGUGAUUACGAGAAAGCAACCGAUUGUUUCGAAACUGCGGUGAAAAUCAGACCAAACGAUUCGCGUUUAUGGAAUCGAUUGGGAGCUACAUUAGCUAAUGGACAUAAACCAGAACAGGCUCUGGAAGCGUACAGGAAAGCGUUAGCAUUAUCUCCUGGAUACAUCAGAGCGCGAUACAACUUGGGCAUUACUUGUGUACACUUGAAAAUGUACAAGCAAGCUACGGAACACUUGUUGAUCGCAUUAAACCAACAAAUCGCCGGUCGUGGAAUACACGGUGAAAAAUCGCGUAAAAUGUCCGAAUCAAUCUGGACAACGUUGCGAUUAGCGUUAUCGUUGUUGGAUCGUCGUGACUUACUACCCAUUGUCGAAAGAAGGAACCUGGACGAAUUAAACAGCGAAUUCAAUAUAAAACCAGGAGAUUUCAACGUCACCAGCGAAUAGCAAUACAAAUCUUGAAUGUAUAUUGGAACGAAAUGGUGUAUCAGUUUAAAUAUUGUGUACAAUGUCUCCCAUGAAAUCCACUCUAUACGUUCGAGUGUAGGUACUAAUAUCGCAAUUUAAAGCAUAACGAAGUGACCAUAUUCGCUAAAUUUGUUCAUUAAAGAAUUUGCCGUCGGUUUGUAAAAUUUUACGAUUUAAAUUGCGGAUUUUGUCGAUAAGUACCUCUUUUUUUUCUUUUUUUUUUUUCGUACUUACUUUUAUUAUUCGACUUGUGUAUUUUGGAACAUCAAAAUAGGUAUGGCAAAACGUGUUCGAAAUGAAGAGUUUUUACUUAUAUAAAACGAGUAUGUAUACCUUCGUGGACCAUAUUUUUUACGUUCGUGGAAGUGGGAUUUAUUCUUAAUCUUUUUCUUUUUCUUUUCGUCGUAAUUCGAACCAAUGAAAAUAUGUUUUUGUUGUUGAUGAUCAUUUGUUCAAAAUGGUUCGUUAUUGUCUUAUUAAUUGUUAUUCUUAAUUAUUACAAAUAACUCAAUAAAUGAAUUUUGUUUGCGAA